Messenger RNA from Helianthus annuus (common sunflower), 1379 nucleotides. RefSeq names its product AT-hook motif nuclear-localized protein 10. Gene Ontology annotation, molecular function: minor groove of adenine-thymine-rich DNA binding. Lineage: Eukaryota; Viridiplantae; Streptophyta; Magnoliopsida; Asterales; Asteraceae. The record is from RefSeq and is a predicted model, not a curated record. The transcript has 5 exons. The coding region runs from base 270 to 1211 and encodes 313 amino acids.
AUAUAUAAAUUAUUAUAUCUAUCUAGUCUUUUUAAAUAAGAACAAUCAAUUCCAAAUUUUAUUUUUCUCAAAAUUCCUCCAUGAUUUUCGACUCGAAAUGAAAAUAUGAACAUAUGAAGUUCAAAAUUCAAAUUCAAUUGACCCGUUCAAACAACUUUCACGUUGAAAAAUUAGGGUUUUGAAGAUCGAAAACUAGGGUUUUGGUGAUCAAAUCUCGUUGCAAAAUUCUCACAACAAACUCGAAAUUCGAUCACAAAACACACAAAAUCAUGUCAUACGAACCUUCAACAAUGGCGAACACCAUGCGAUUACCAUACACCAGUGACGGAACACCUAUGUACACCUCAAUUUCCCGAUCUACACCGAAUCCAGCUUACAACAACCCUAACGGCGGCGCCGGUCCCGGUAUUCACGCCGGAGAACGUGAAUCUAUGGCGGCAGGAGUGGAUGCAAGUGGUGGCGUGAAGCGGAAGAGAGGCAGGCCGAGGAAGUAUGCGGCGGAUGUGGUGGCGGAUGGUUCUACGGCAGUGGCGGUGUUGCCGGUAGGUCAAGGUGGCGGCGGCGGCGGUGGUGGUGGUGGUGAAGGUAGUGAGUUGUUUUCUCCGGCGACGACAGGUUCGGGGAAGAGGCCGAGGGGGAGGCCACCUGGUGCUUUGAAUAAGCAGCAUUCUGUUGCUUUAGGUUCACCAGGAGUCGGGUUCAUGCCGCAUAUCCUUGACGUUAAAGCUGGAGAGGAUGUGUUAGCAAAAAUGAUGUGGUUCUCACAGAACAGCACAAGAGCUCUGUGUGUUCUGUCAGCAAACGGUGCUGUAUCUAAUGUGACACUUAGGCAAUCAGAAACAUCGGGGGGAACUGUCACGUAUGAGGGAAAUUUUGAGAUCCUUUCUCUUUCUGGUUCAUUUAUGGUGUCUGAGGUUGACGGUCAACGUAUUCGAACGGGUGGGAUAAGCGUGGCACUGUCCGGUCCCGAUGGUCGUGUUUUAGGCGGUAAUUUGGCUGGCAUCCUAACUGCUGCAUCACCUGUUCAGUGUGUUGUAGGCACCUUUGUUCCCGCAAGUCAGAAACAAGCAAAAACACAAGUAGGCGGUAACGAGGCAGAAGUUGUUAAUGCUCCCCACAGUGAGUCAUCAGGCGGUGGGCUCGGGAGUCCUUUCAAUCACAGCAACACCAACGGCAAUCCGCAAGCCAUGGCUAGUAUGGCCUGGAGAUAAAUCCCAUUACAUGUUUGUUUUGUAAGCAAUUAAACUUUUUUAUUAGGAACCUUAUUAUUAUUAUCAACACUAGUAUUAUUAUCAACAUUAGUAUUAGUAUUAUUUUUUUUUUUGGAAUUUUAUCUUUCGAAAUGAAUUUUGUCGUGAGACCGAGUCUAUUGAUGUUGA